GAUCGCACAGGCCGGAAUUCAGGUGGCACGCAAAGGCCGGAAGUCAGAGAAGCAGACAGGACGGAGGAUAAGCUCUAUGUUUUGGAGGGGUAGUAUAUAGAGGAACACGGGUCUGUACAAGAACGUGAUGAUGGAGAAUCACCGGCCCCUCACACCACUGGAUGGACCCAGUAACAGAGAUACACCAGAGAGAUGUCCCUGUCCUCUGUAUUCCCAGGAUUGUACAGAGGAGAAUCACACGAUCCCACAGGAGGAUCAGGUUGAAUAUAUUACUAAUAUUAAGGCAGAAGAUAUAGAGGAAGAAGAAGAGACAUACGUGACUGAUAUAAAGUUAGAACCUAUGGAGGGAGAAGAAGAGACGUAUGUGACUGAUAUCAAGGUAGAACCUAUGGAGGGAGAAGAAGAAACGUAUGUGAGGGGUGAUCAGCAGUGUAAGGAGGAGGAAAUCCCUACAGAUAUCAGCACAGCAGAUGGAGGCACAAGCAGGAAGACCUCGGAGGGAGAUCUCAUUUUGUCUUCAGAUUUUAAAAUAGAAGAUAACAUCACACAGGAUUCUCCAGAAGACAUCCCCGUUACUCUAAAUAUUCAUCCUGUACCCCAGAGUGCUGAUCUAUCAUCUGAUCCCUCUGAUCAUGGGGAAUGUUCUCCCGAUAACUUAAAUAUUGCUCCACACAGUAUAGCUCAUACAGGUGAUUCAGUCUUUAUCUGUUCAGAGUGUGGUAAAAGUUUUGUACAUCAGUCAGUGUUUGUUAUACAUCAGAAACGUCACGCAGGUAAGAAACCAUUUCCAUGCUCUGAGUGCGGGAAAUGUUUUACACAGAAAUCACAUAUUGCUGAACACCAGAGAAGUCACACAGGUGAGAAACCAUUUCCAUGCUCUCAGUGUGGAAAAUGUUUUACACAAAAAAAAGUUCUUGUUAAACAUCAGAGAACUCACACGGGUGAGAAACCAUUUAGAUGCUCUGAGUGUGGGAAAUGUUUUACACAGAAAUCACAUCUUUCUGAACACCAGAAAACUCACACAGGUGAGAAACCAUUUCCAUGCUCUGAGUGUGGGAAAUGUUUUACACAGAAAUCAGCUGUUAUUACACAUCAGAAAAGUCACACAGGUGAGAAACCAUUCCCAUGCUCUGAGUGUGGGAAAUGUUUUAUACAGAAAUCAGCUCUUGUUAAACAUCAGAGAAGUCACACAGGUGAGAGGCCAUUUCCAUGUUCUGAGUGUGGGAAAUGUUUUACACAAAAAGAAGUUCUUUUUAAUCAUCAGAGAACUCACACGGGUGAGAAGCCAUUUUCAUGCUCCGAGUGUGGGAAAUGUUAUACACACAAAUCACAGCUUGUUAUACAUCAGAGAAGUCACACAGGCGAGAAGCCAUUUCCAUGCUUUGAGUGUGGAAAAUGUUACACAAAGAAAUCAGAUCUUGUUAUACAUCAGAGAAGUCACACAGGUGAGAAACCAUUUCCAUGUUCUGAGUGUGGGAAAUGUUUUACACAGAAAUCACAUCUUGUUACACAUCAGAAAAUUCACAUGAGGAGGAAUAUUGUUCUAACAUUUAAUAUUGAUAAACACCGGAUAGAUUUCCUAGACCUUAGUUUAUAUGUGGAAGAAGGGGUUCUAAAAACGAAGAAUUUCAUCAAGCCAACUGAUUCAAGGGCAUAUAUCCAAAGGGACAGUUGUCAUCACGACAACUGGUUAAAAUCGAUACCUAUAGGGCAGUUCAAAAGGUUAAGACGGAACUGCACUGAAAACUCUACUUUUAAUGAACAGGCGGCUGAAAUGAAAGAUAACUUUUUAGCCUGUGGCUAUGAUGAGAAAAGUGUCCUGAGCUCAUUAGAAAUCGCCCAAAACACUGACAGAAAAGAUCUUAUAUAUAAAGAACGGAAGACAAAUAGGGAAGAUGAAAGAUUUAAGUGGGCCUUUACAACACAGUUCACCUCACAACAUAAACAAGUAGAAGGGGUUCUGAAGAAACACUGGAAUUUGUUAAAAAGGGAUCCGGUCAUUGGAAAUGAUAUCCCUGAAAAACCUCUGUGCAUAUUUAGAAGAGCACCAAACCUUAAAUCACAGCUGGUUAAAAGUUUAUGCCCAACACCAGUAAACAUCCCCACGAUAACAUCAAAAGGUUUCUAUAGAUGUGGAGACUGUGUAGGAUGCAAGAACGUAAAGAAUACUUUUGGCAACAAAAAAGAGGAUGUCAACAUAAAUGGGAAAACGUUCAUUGAUUCAUUGAGUAUGGACAUGGACAAGAAUCCUAUAAAUGAGAGGAUAAUGCAGCUCACCCUGGAGAUCAUCUACCUACUGACUGGGGAGGAAUACACAAUAGUGAAGAAGACAUCCAGUGAGUGUGAGACACCCAGCAGCCGUCCCCAUGUGUCAGGACUGAGCAGGACCCAGAGCCCCAUCACGGUGCCUCCACAUUGCUCACUGAUUCAUGAGAGACACAAUGACCAGAAGAUCCUGGAUCUCACCAACAAGAUCAUUCAGCUGCUGACUGGAGAGGAGGGGGAGUGUAUAGAGGAACACAGGGGUCUGUACAAGGACGUGAUGAUGGAGAAUCACCGGCCCCUCACAUCACUGGAUGGACCCAGUAACAGAGAGACCCCAGAGAGAUGUCCCCGUCCUCUGUAUUCCCAGGACUUUACAGAGGAGAAUCCCAGGAUCCGAAAGCAGGGUCAGGAUGAAGAUCUGAGUAAUAUUAAUACACGUUGUAUAGAGGGAGAAGAAGAGACGUAUGUGAGGGAUGAUCGGCAGUGUAAGGAGGAGAAAAUCCCUACAGAUAUCAGCGCAGCAGACGGAGGCACAAGCGGGAAGACCUCAGAGCGAGAUCACAUUUUGUCUCCAGAUUUUAAAAUGCAAGAUAACAUUACUCAGUAUUAUCGAGGAGAAAACCCCAAUACAGUAGAUAUACAUCCAGUACCUGACAGUGCAGAGAUAUCAUCUGAUCCCUCUAAUUGUGAGGAAUAUCUCUCAGAUAUUGCUACACAUAGUGCUGCUCUUACAUUUGACUCAGUCUUUAUUUGUUCUGACUGUGGUCAAAGUUUUGUAAAUCAGUCCGUGUUUGUUAAACAUCAAAGAAGUCACACAACUGAGAAACCAUUUCCAUGUUUUCUGUGUGGGAAAUGUUUUUCACAGAAAUCAAAUCUUGUUACACAUCAGAGAACUCACACAGGUGAGAAACCAUUUCCAUGCUCUUUUUGUGGGAAACGUUUUACACAGAAAUCAGAUCUUGUUACACAUGAGAGAGGUCAUACAGGUGAGAAACCAUUUUCAUGUUCACUGUGUGGGAAAUGUUUUACACAGAAAUCAAAUCUUGUUACACAUCAGAGAACUCACACAGGUGAGAAACCAUUUCCAUGCUCUUUGUGUGGGAAACGUUUUACACAGAAAUCAGAUCUCGUUACACAUGAGAGAGGUCAUACAGGUGAGAAACCAUUUGCAUGUACUCAGUGUGGGAAAUGUUUUACACAGAAAUCCAAUCUUGUUACACAUCAGAGAACUCACACAGGCGAGAAGCCAUUUGCGUGCUCUGUGUGUGAGAAACGUUUUACGCAGAAAUCCGAUCUUGUUACACAUCAGAGAAGUCACACAGGUGAGAAACCAUUUCCAUGUUCUGAGUGUGGGAAAUGUUUUACACAAAAAUCAAAUCUUGUUACACAUCAGAGAACUCACACAGGUGAGAAACCAUUUCCAUGCACUGUGUGUGGGAAACGUUUUACACAGAAAUCCGAUCUGGUUACACAUUCGAGAACUCACACAGCUGUGUAACCAUUCCACAUAUUGAGUGUGUAAAACAUUGCACACUGAAAUCCAUACCUUGUUACACAUCUGAAAAUUCAUAUAAGGGAGGACUGACUGGCAUGGGGUGAUGUCUGGUAUAAGUGCGUGUCUGAGAGGAAUGUUCAUAGGUCUGAAUGUCAUGCUUUUCAGUGCUGGCGGGAUCUGUGGGAAUAUUUUAUGACAUUAUAGAGAUGUGAGGGGCAAUUUGGGAUGAAUGAUGUGGGCUUUCCAGGGAUGUAUUAAUUAUUAUUAUUUUUUUUCUCUUUCAUUUCUGUAAGUGAUUAUGUGUAUUUCUUUUGCAUGCUGUAGGGCUGCACAUGCUGUCUUAUGCGUAUAUCUGGAUCAUAGAGUUAGUGUAUGUAGAAAGGUAAUUAUGAAAAUUUAAGGUCAUGAUAAAGUGUAAGUAAAAUAUAUACAGUCUGAUAGGUGUGUGGUAUGGAGGGUCAACAGUGUCUAGGUCGACCGCUAUUGGUCGACAGGGUUUCUAGGUCGACAUGAGUUUUUUGUUGUCGUUUUCUCCGUACAGUGACCGGGAACCCCAAUUAGUGCACCGUGUCCGUUUGCAGUACUUCGGGUACCGUGCCUCGCUCCACUACCGCAGAGCUCGGCCCAGUUUACUAUUCCCAAUCGUAGUCCAUGUGGAUCGUUAAGUAUGAAAAAGUUCAAAAAAAAUUUAACUUUUUUUAAAAAACUCAUGUCGACCUUUUGCCCUGUUGACCCAGUUACUGUCCACCAAUAGUGGUCGACCUAGAGACCGGAUCCUGUCUGAUAGUGUAGUAAAUGCUUAAAAUAAAACAAAAGAAAAAAAAACAUUCAAAUUGCAAAAUUGAAAACGAUGAUGUAAGGUGGCAGGGGGUAAUAUAAUAUUAGUGUGUGAUGUACUUAAUGAGAGCACGAUAAAGGAAGAGUGUAAGAGAAGGGCAAUAUGGAAGCAGUGACAGAUGUAAUAAUGUCCUGCAUCCAUGUGAUAUAAACAGUAUGGAGUUUGCUAUGGAAUAUCUGCUAAGGGUAAAAAGUACUUUUAGAAAAUACAGAUGGAGCCUCCGUUAGGUGAAUGGGGCGUGUCUCCGGGCGCACACGCCCAUCCAGACGGAGACUCUCACAGUGACUAGGUGCGCCCAGGCAGGCGCGCCUAGUCACAGAAGGAGCAAAGAUAACGGAGGCUCCAUCGGUAGGAAGGUUAGACACAUCAGUGGGGUCAGUCCAAUUAGGUGCUAAUUUAUUUCACCGGCGAGGUCGCGCGGCAGCAGCUACACUUUUAUGGCAGCACAAAUUGUGCGAAUUAUGGCUAAAGUUUGGCCGCGAGUUUGAUGCCGUUGCUGACGUUGAAAUACCACGGUAGCAGCAACCCGCACCCUCCGCAUUUCAUUAGAUUGACCCCUAAUGAGUUAUUUUGACUUAGAAUUAACAAUGAAUGCACUGGCUGCAGCGAACGUGGGGAAAAUAGGGUGACUGGUGAGAUAAUGGGAACAGAGACUGGGGCCGGGAUGUAAUGAUGUCAGAGUUUGACGGCUGUGUGGGAUGCUGGCCGAACUCGGACGUUUUUUUUUAAAGGGGAAAUCAUUUACAGCCAUGACUAAAAUAAGAAUGACACAAGUAUUGGUUUUCACAAAUCUGCUGCCUCAGUUUUUCUGAUUGCAAUUUGCACAUACUCCAUAAUGCCAGAAUGUCAUGAAUAGUGAUCAGAUGAACUGCAAUUAAUUGCCAUGACAAUGAACUUAAUCCCAAAAACAACGUUUCCACUGCAUUUCAGCCCUGCCACAAAAAAGACCAGCUGGCCUCAUGUCAGUGAUUCUCGCGUUAACACAGGUGAGAGUGUUGACGAGGACAAGGCUGGUGAUCAUUCUGUCAUGCUGAUUGAAUAGAAUAAAAAACCUGGAAGCUUUAAAAGGAGGGUAGUGCUUGAAAUCAUUGUCCUUCCACUGUUAACCAUGGUUACCUGCAAGGAAACGCGUGCAGUCAUCAUUGCUUUGCACAAAAAGGGCUUCACAGGCCAGGAUAUUGCUGCUAGUAAGAUUGCACCUAAAUCAACCAUUUAUCAGAUCAUCAAGAACUUCAAGGAGAGAGGUUCAAUGUUGUGAAGAAGGCUUCAGGGCGCCCACGAAUUUCCAGCAAGCGCCAGGACCGUCUCCUAGAGUUGAUUCAGCUUUGGGACCGGGGCACCACCAGUGCAGAGCUUGCUCAGGAAUGGCAGCAGGCAGGUGUGAGUGCAUCUGCACGCACAGUGAGGGGAAGACUUUGGGAGGAUGGGCUGGUGUCAAGAAGGGCAGCAAAGAAGCCACUUCUCUCCAGGAAAACCAUCAGGGACAGACUGAUAUUCUGUAAAAGGUUUCAGGGAUUGGAUUGCUGAGAUCUAAGGUAAAGUAAUUUUCUCUGAUUAAACCCCUUUCAGAUUGAUUGGGGCAUCUGGAAAACCGCUUGUCUGGAGAAGGAAAGGUGAGCGCUACCAUCAGUCCUGUGUCAUGCCAGCAGUAAAGCAUCCUGAGACCAAUCAUGUGUGGGGCUGCUUCUCAGCCAAGGGAGGGAGCUCACUCACAGUUUUUCCUAGAAACACAGCCGUGAAUAAAGAAUGGAACCAAAACAUCCUCCAAGAGCAACUUCUCCCAACCAUCUGAGAACAGUUUGGUGAGGAACAAUGCCUUCUCCAGCAUGAUGGAGCACCUUGCCAUAAGCCAAAAAUGAUAACUAAGUGGCUCGGGGAACAAAACAUCGAAACUUUGGGUCCAUGGCCAGGAAACUCCCCAGACCUUAAUCCCAUUGAGAACUUUUGGUCAAUCCUCAAGAGGUGGGUGGACAAACAAAAACCCACAAAUUCUGACAUGUCCAAGCAUUUAUCAGUCAAGAAUGGGCGGCUAUUAGUCAGUAUGUAGCCCAGAAGUUGAUUGACAGCAUGCCAGAGCGAAUUGCAGAGGUCCUGUAAAAGAAAUGUUAGCACUGAAAAUAUUGAUUAAUGUAAUUGUCAAUAAAAGACUUUGACACUUAUGAAAUGCUUGUAAUUUUACUUCAGUAUACCAUAGUAACAUCUGACAAAAAGGUAUAAAAAAAAAAAUCUGAAAACCAAUACUUGUGUAAUUCUCAAAACAUUUGGCCAUAGCUGUACAAGGCAUGGUUUAGUCUUGUAAAUUAUUGCCCCUUUAAGAAAUGUCAGAGUUCGGCUGGCAUCCCGCACGGCCGCUGAACUUGAGUUUCAUUACAUCCUGCCCUGGAAGAGGGAUAGUGUUUGUUACUGACAGGCAUAUAUAUAAAUAUCAAUAGUAAUGUGAAAAAGGGAGCCUUGCGAUAAUAACGCUCUCUGGAGAUGGCGUUAAGUAGGGUGAUCCAGCUUUGUUGUCUGAAAAGUCCAGAAGCUGAUAAUUGUAAAAACAAUAAAAACAAAACAAAGAGCAAAUACUCGCCAGGCUCCUGCUCUGCGAACCCGGUCAGCUGUGCUGUAAACUGGCAUCUCCCUUUACAGCAUAUGAGAUGCCGCUUUACAGCACAACUGAUCUGGUGCCCGGCCCAGGAGCCUGGUGACCAGCUGACCAGAGGAAACACUCACCGAUCACUGGGCUGGUAAAUAGGAGCCGGAGGAGCAAGGGCGGAUCCUGGCGGCGCAUGCUCGGUACAAUCUCUGUAUUUUUCAUGAAAAAUACAGAGAAAUGUGGAUUCGCAGGGACAGUCUGUCCCUAAGUGUAAUAACUGAUGCAUCCCUAAAAUGUAUUCAAUUAUCGCAUUGUGGAUUGGGGCAAGUUUAUGUCAUCUGCAUCUGACAUGCGGAUUGUGAUAAUUAUCCCCAUCAGUGCUGUAUAUAGCAUUAAUAGCAUUAAACAAUGUGUGUUAUGUUUAUUCAAUACAUUUAACCACUUGCCUGGCAUGGUGGCAUCAGUUGCGACCACACCAGGCAGUGUUUUAUCUGACCUGGUCGCCCAGGAUGCGACCAGUCAGCCACUGGGUAAGUGUAAAACAACCUGCCAACCCAGACCCCCCCCCCCUCUGCCUGCCUUCUGGGUACCUGGCGGCUGUCCGGGCUCUAAAAGGUAAAAUUGCGAUGGUCACGAUGUUCUCGACUGAUGUUUGGGAGAGAGAACAUUUUUAAAAAAUAAAUUAACAUUUUUUUUCUUUUUUUUUUUCUUUUUUAAACUAAAAUAAUUUUUCAUAGGGUUAAAUUCAUAUUUUUCACCUAAUUCACUCAUAAAAAAAUGACCAUUUCUGAGCGUUUUUUGGGAAAAAAAUUGUCAGUUAAGUGGCUAGAAAUAUAUAAAGUUGUGUAUGGCUAUCAGCUGCUGCCAUUUAAUUAGCAAGUCCCGGAGCCUAGAAGCAAAUACUAAAUAGAGAACAAAUGAAGGCGUUACUAUUGAGUUGCUGUAUCAAAAUUUGAUUACAUUUAAUUUGAUACUAUUCACUUAUAAUUAACAUUUAAACAUCUGCAUAGUAUAGGAAUAUACAGUGUGUGUGUAUGUGUGUGUGUGUGUAUAUAUAUAUAUAUAUAUAUAUAUAUAAUUUAUUUAUACACACACACAUACAUAUAAUAUCUGUGGGUACAGAGUAGAACAAUGCAUUCAUAAAAUAUGGUUACUAAUGCUUACAGCUGUGUUUUAGUGGUAAUGUACAGAAAAUUAGGCUAUAGCUUAUGCAGAGUCUUAUUGGUGUAUAAAUAUAGUAUGGCUGAUUGAUAUACCAUCUGGAAAGUAUUCACAGCGCUUCACUUUUUCCACAUUUUCU
Pseudophryne corroboree (corroboree frog) is the source of this 8476-nucleotide messenger RNA. Its product is annotated as zinc finger protein 420-like. The record is from RefSeq and is a predicted model, not a curated record. Gene Ontology annotation, biological process: regulation of transcription by RNA polymerase II; embryo development; urogenital system development. Gene Ontology annotation, molecular function: DNA-binding transcription factor activity, RNA polymerase II-specific; RNA polymerase II transcription regulatory region sequence-specific DNA binding. NCBI's taxonomy places the organism in Eukaryota, Metazoa, Chordata, Amphibia, Anura, Myobatrachidae. Gene Ontology annotation, cellular component: nucleus. The transcript is spliced from 12 exons. Bases 128 to 3763 code for a protein of 1211 amino acids.